UCCAUUGAAAAUGGUUAGUUGCGGUUUAUGAGGCCUUGCGGGAGGACGUACGUGCCGGGCGCUGCAGAUGAUCUCGAGGUGCCGCUCGUGUGACACAGUGUUUUGUAUAAGUAUAAGGACAUAAUCAAGAUGGGAUCUGAAGGAAGCUUCAAAUGCUACACCUGCAACCGGUUCUUCCGUCAUUAUCGAAGCCUUAAGCGACAUCUAGACGAUCAACAUGGGCAUCCGCGAAGGUACGAAUGUGAGGAAUGUGGAAAGACCUUUGGGAGACUGGAUAAUCUACGGGCCCAUGAGAGAAAGCACAGGAGAAGCCCUAAGAGGAGAAGCCCCCGGGCAAGCCGCUCUCCCCAUAGGAGUCCACGGUCAUCGAGGUACCAGCUGGAGGAAAGAUUGCCCAAACGUGCCCAAAUACAUACAAGGGAAAGAAGUAGGUCACCACGGAGUACUGCAAGCAGAGAUCGCCCACACUGUGAUCAACAUAAAAGCAACCAGAUCGACUGCAAAAGAGGGAGAGGUUCAGAAAGAAGGCUAAGUAAAGAACGAUCCUCUGGUAAGAGAGGAAGUGAAAGGGAAGAUGAUUUCGGCGAUCAUCUGGUGAUUGACGUAUCACCAACGACCCGUAACGAAGUGGAGAGAGAGAAUAGAAAGCCCUUAAAAGGAAAAGCAAGAGGGAUGUGGGCUCUUCUGGCCUCAGAAAGAAGACAGGCAGACAGCACAUCCGAGGAUGCAGAAGAAUCAGAGGCAAGACCGGCCGACAGCACAUGUGAGGACGCAGAAGAAUCAGAGGGGACAUUGGUUCAAGCGAAGGAUGACGUCCCAGUUACCAAUGAUAUCAGACGAGUGCGGAUAGGGCGAGACAUCGGGAAUUUAGAAGUAGAGAGAGUUCUCGAGGGGAAAACUGUGAAUGUAUGCGAAUACAGUUCCACGACAUGUUUCGGGAAGGAAGGAAAGGUGUACCAGGAGAGCAAGGAACGGCGUUAUCAAGUGACAGUGCACCAAAAUCACAAAGAAUCUGCAAACCAAAAUAAACAUGCUAAAGGUACCAUAAAGAUACACGGAGUGGACGAGGCCGCGAAAGUAGGGACCCCGUUAUCAGACAAAGAGUUGGAGGCCACAUGUGUAGGCAAAGUAAAGAAAAUAAGCCAAACAGUUAAAAGGAAAACAUUCAGUGACGGCGAGCUCAUGCACCAGGAAGAGGUCGUCACAGCGUACGAGGUAGACCUAGAAGCCGGAUUCCUGAUGAAAGACUGCUAUUAUGACCCUCUUUUUAUUCAAAACUUUUAA
This is a messenger RNA of Lytechinus variegatus (green sea urchin), 1284 nucleotides long. RefSeq names its product zinc finger protein 646-like. NCBI's taxonomy places the organism in Eukaryota, Metazoa, Echinodermata, Echinoidea, Temnopleuroida, Toxopneustidae. The transcript is spliced from 2 exons. Bases 130 to 1284 code for a protein of 384 amino acids. The record is from RefSeq and is a predicted model, not a curated record.